Camarhynchus parvulus is the source of this 1051-nucleotide messenger RNA. RefSeq names its product mitochondrial ribosomal protein S23 (gene MRPS23). The transcript is spliced from 5 exons. Gene Ontology annotation, biological process: translation. Gene Ontology annotation, cellular component: mitochondrion; ribosome. Bases 274 to 810 code for a protein of 178 amino acids. Lineage: Eukaryota; Metazoa; Chordata; Aves; Passeriformes; Thraupidae. Gene Ontology annotation, molecular function: structural constituent of ribosome. The record is from RefSeq and is a predicted model, not a curated record.
GGCUGCCCCGAGCCGCGGGACUGCUGGCGCUGCCCGGGCUGGGGCCGGGGCUGCCGCGGCACACCGGGGCCGGUCGCGUCUGUCGCGACAGCGCCAAACGCAUGGGGGCGACCCGGCUCGGCCAUCGGCUGGCGCUGCCUGGGCACCUUCCCCCGCCGCCGCUCGGCACUCGGCCGCGUGCCCUGGCGGCCGCUGCCGUUCCGGUUCAGUCCCCGCUCCAUUUCCGGUUCCGCUUCCGGCGGCGCGGCAGCAGCGGCCGGGCCCGGGGCCGCCAUGGCCGCCACGGCCGGGAGCCGCACGCAGAAGAUCGGGAGCGUGUUCAGCCGGGCGCGGAACCUGGUGCGCAUCGGGCUGCUGCGGAAGCCGCUGUGGCUGGACGUGUACGCCGCGUUCCCGCCGCUGCGGGAGCCCGUGUACCGCGUGCCGCGGCCGCGCUACGGGAGCCGGGACCCCAUCGGAGCCGUGCUCUACCGGGAGGACACCGUGCGGGCGAGGUUUUACAAAGUUUAUGGCAAUGGCCCCAAACCUUUCGACCUGACACAGUUGAACUUCAAAUCCACGUGCCAGAGGUUUGUUGAGAAAUACAAUGAACUGAAGGAAGAGGGGAAAAUUGAAGAGGAGAAGUUGUUUGAAGAAACAGGAAAAGCCCUUUUAGCCAGCGGGAUCCUUUUACAGAGAAGAGGAGUAGACAAAGGUGCUGCAGCCAGGGAUGCUGCCUCGCAGCCCCAGCUGCAGGACAAGAGGAAGGACGGGCAGGAGCAGCCACCAGAGCUGGCAGGGACACAGAAGGAGAAUCCCUGUCCCUCCUGACAGCCCUGUCACCUGCCAGCAGCCACCUCCAGCCCUCCCUGGGGACAUUUCCCUGAGGAACAGGGUCCUGGUGCCCUCCAGGCUGGUCCAUGGCACACAUGCUCCCCUCUGUCCAGCUCCACAUUGAUAAAGUCACAGAUAAUCUUAUUUUGUUUAAUGUGCACAACUGUUUUCUGAACUCAAGUUGGAAAAUACCGAGUGUAAAAGUGGAAAAUUAAACCAUUCUCUUUAAAAACUGGAA